This is a messenger RNA of Pichia kudriavzevii, 375 nucleotides long. RefSeq lists its product as uncharacterized. The record is from RefSeq and is a predicted model, not a curated record. Gene Ontology annotation, cellular component: mitochondrial inner membrane; mitochondrion. Bases 1 to 375 code for a protein of 124 amino acids. Lineage: Eukaryota; Fungi; Ascomycota; Pichiomycetes; Pichiales; Pichiaceae. The transcript has a single exon. Gene Ontology annotation, biological process: mitochondrial respiratory chain complex IV assembly.
AUGCGUUUCCGCUUCCCACGUCUAUCAAGGUCCCAGUUUGAAUUGGCCAAGUUCACCUUCUAUUUGAUGACCCCCAUCACAAUCAUGUACUAUGUCGGUAUUGACACUGACCGUAAAUUCAACGUCCCCGGCUACUGGCCCGACCCAGACACACUAAACAAGAUCCCCAAGGAACCGCACGAGAUCCAGGCAGAGUUGGCCAGAAUCAGACAGGAGAGACUCGAAAAGAGAAGGAGACUCGAGGAGAAGGCAAGACAACUGGGCAUUACGCCCGAUAGUGUCGACAAAGACCAAGACCAAGACCAAGACCAAGACCCAGAGUCAGAGUCAGAGAGACAACAGACACAGAUUGAAGCAGUGCUUUCUGACGAGUAG